Messenger RNA from Mizuhopecten yessoensis (Yesso scallop), 3872 nucleotides. RefSeq lists its product as uncharacterized. Bases 804 to 3377 code for a protein of 857 amino acids. Gene Ontology annotation, cellular component: ubiquitin ligase complex; cytoplasm. The record is from RefSeq and is a predicted model, not a curated record. Gene Ontology annotation, biological process: protein polyubiquitination; ubiquitin-dependent protein catabolic process; positive regulation of proteasomal ubiquitin-dependent protein catabolic process. The transcript has 2 exons. Lineage: Eukaryota; Metazoa; Mollusca; Bivalvia; Pectinida; Pectinidae. Gene Ontology annotation, molecular function: zinc ion binding; ubiquitin conjugating enzyme binding; ubiquitin protein ligase activity.
UCAUCGAGCCGCCAGCCAGCAAGCAAACAGGUACGCACAGGUAAUUCUUGGGAACUGAAUCCUCUAGCUGACGUCAGCUAUCAUUUCAGUGAAUUUUACACAGCUGACCUACUUAACACAGACAGGGUCGAUUGCUGUAUGCAAUUUCUAAACCACGCCAUACAGAUACCUUGUCGGCUGGUACACUCGACGGAGCAACAUGAAGGUUAGCUUUGUUGUAUUAUUGUUGGUCGUAUGUGUAGCCUACAGCGCCAUCGACCUUACGAGUGCUCAAAGUGUUUUGGGAGAAUGUGUGAACGAGACAUUGGUAUUGGGAGCUGCCUGCAAGGCGAAACCACAACAUCCUAACUUUUUUAAAUUGAUAGAAGGGCUCAUCGAAAAAGAUACGGCUCUUCUUGUGUUAGAGCUGACCAUUCCUGAUGUCGACCCGAACGUUCGGAAGCGCCACAGAUUUGACCUGGUCAAGACGGAUUUAGGAGAGACACUUUUGACACUCAAAUCACAACUGGAAUUUCUUACCAUAAAUCUUCCCCUCCUGAGCGACAGAGUAGACCGACAACCUAUGGAAUUGAUCCCCUCUCCCCCCGGAUGUUUAACUAACAUAACGAUAACCGAUGCUCUAGUGAAAAACUGGCUUCUUUGUGGACUAACAAAGGACAAAGACGGCGUCAAAAAGUUAUUGGUCAAGAAAGUGUGCUUAGCAAAACCUUACGAGGAACCCGACGAUUGGUUCUUGUUCAGAGAUACCUAUUACCACGAGUGUACUGAAACAUCUAUAAAAGAUUCAGACUGGAUAAUGUUAAAUGAAGAUCCAUUGGUUCGACUGGGGGCAGCCACCUGUACAGACGACAGUCAAUCUGGUACGCCUAUCAACGUAUAACCUCAACCCAGCUGUCUUGGAUGACCUUGGGUUGAACAGAAACAAUGUCGCGUACUCUCUCAACAAGAAAGGACGAUGGCUGGUACCUCAGAUUCUGAAACACGAAUUAAACAACAGUGAUGAAAAUUUCAAAGUUGACCUUGUCGAAUGUCAUAAGCUGAAACGCAAAAUCAAAUACACACGGUUCCAUUCAAAUGAUGGCUUUCCGAGAAAGGUUUCACCUAAGAAAACUUACUUUGAUUUGAAUAGCCUCGAAUGUAAGACAUCAGCUCCUACAGUAGAGAUUAUAACUCUGUGUCCGACGACGAGCUCACUCGCACGUUAUUCUAAAUACCUCGAUUACACAUCGACACAGGGUGAUGAUGACACGAGCGAAACUUUCCACAAAGAAUCAAAUCGUCUGAAAAACAGAACAAGGACACAGAGAACGAAGAUGUUCAUGGAUAUGGCAAUGGAUGAGUGCCAGGAUGAAUUUGACUAUUCCGAGAAUGAAGACGAUGAUAUAGAUCCUGACGAGGACGCUUACAAACCACGUCCAAAUACGUUGUGCGUCGGCGACAUCCUGUUUCAUUCUAACGACAUGCAAGAAUUACUCUGUAGAGAACUGAUCUCGUCUAAAAGUACAGAUGCUCUGAGAAAACAAUACAACAAACAUCCACCUGCAGAAGAACGAGAGAUGGAGAAUGGAGCGACAGGGGGUCAUUCAAUGACACGCCCUUCCUUAACUACUUCAAUACCAAGACAUAUCACUAUCUUCAUACCAAAAACAGAAGUGCUAACGGGACAUCUUCAGGAAGUGUUUGGUGAAAAUUAUAUCGAAUGUCGCUGCUUCCCACGUAAAUUCGUCAUUGACAUUACCGAGAAAGUAACAAGCACAAUUUUGAAAUUUAAAGCUUUCCAAAAUAGAGAUAUGAAUAUAGUUGAACUCUCAGCAGUCUUAGUCUUUGCUUACGAUAUGUUUGGAAGUCUCGACAGUACAGACAUGGACUCAUUCAAAGUCUCCAUCAACAUGAAAACAACGCAAUCGUGCCUCAAAUUAAACACUCUUCCUGAAAAGGGUGUAUUUGGAAUUGAAGAAAUAAUUCAGGGGGCUAUAUCCUAUAUCGCAACUAUCCUCUGUGGCAACUUUGUUUCUAAGGAUAUACCGUCGCCCAAAACCAUACCAGCUAAAACAAACCACAAUAUUUUGAAAUUGUAUACCACAGAGAUUACAUCUGUUUCCCCAGAAAACAUCACCAUCAGAGACAUACUGAAAGAAAACAGAAAGAAACAUGAUACAUCGAUGGUAAAUGUUGACUUUGAGUCACUUCCACCUGAUACUUGUUCUAUUUGUUUUGAAUCCAUUCUUGAUAGUCCAGCGACCGCCCUACAGACCUGUGGACAUUGGUUUUGUGAUAGUUGUUGGAACGAUCAUGUGAUCACGACAGCCGGUUGCAGCACAAGGCGAAUCACAUGCCCAGAAUAUAAAUGCCAAUCUACUGUUGAUUACGACAUCUUGCUUACAACAUCAAAUAUACAAAUAGUGAAAAAAGUAUUCCAACGUCUAAUUGACAAGGAGACUGACAAAGAAGCUAGCUCCAAGUGGUGCCCAAAUAAAAAGUGUGGACGUGUUAUUAGAUAUAAAAACAAGGAAAUCGGACAAAUCAUGAAUGUCACUUGCGAGUGCGGAACAGCGUUUUGUUUCGAUUGCUUACAACCAGUUCAUUGGCCACUGUCAUGUAGAGACCACGACAAGUACUUGGAGAAAUUAAAGGAACACGGACAUAUUGACAAAGACGCCAAAACUGAAAAAGUUUUCACGUUUACCGUCCGCGGAAAGCGCUGCCCUGUCUGCAAAACUUUCAUUGAAAAGGAAGGUGGUUGUUUUACCAUGUCAUGCAUAUGCGGCACUAAUUUCUGUUGGGGAUGUCUCAAAACAUGUGACUCUCAUCCACGGACUCGUUGUUACAAGGGUGAUAUGUAUAGUACUGAUGGUGAUAAUUAUCGAGCAAAAAAAGAGAAGAUUGUCCAACGCAUCAAUGGCUGCUCCAAUAAUGACCAACCUGACUGGUACAAACGCGCCGUGAUGAUUCGCUCUUGGCGCAACCCUUCCAAGGUGAAGGUUAUGUCGUCUACUAUUCGAGGUAUGUGUAGAACACUGAGGUCAUAUAAACGACGUCAGGAUGCAGGGAUCGGUGCAGAACUGGAAAACUUUGAAUUGCCCGAGUCACACCAGCACACCUGUGUAACGGAUAAAACCCACCCAUUCCUUACGAGUAUGAUCGGCGUAUAUCUGGAGGCGUCUCUCAUCUGUGAAUACACCACAGUCUUCCUAGAGAUGUGUAAAAAUCAAAACAUCACACAGAUCCGAGAUUGCCUCCAACGCCUUACCAAAGAAAUUCACACGAUUUUAAGAGAUUCGAACAAUGUACAUUUGAAAUCAUCCUUCACACGUCUUUUUCAUCUUCGUAUUGAAUGUGUUAAAGUAAUUAAUAAAUUGUUUGACACAAUUGAGUAAAAUGUUUUAAGGAACCCUGUACCACUGCCCAAAAUCGUACUCAUGAUUUAAACAUUUCUGAAAAUAAAAUCAUACCUUGCAGAUUUUUAUCUAAAAAUUGAACAUAUCAAAAAGAACUAAACUAAAAGAAUUAUUAACAGUGUUCUGAGUGACAAUGGAACCAGAUCAGGAUUCGAACCCUGGACCUCCAGUAACUAUACUACUGCACGCUUCAACCAACACACCUACUGGUACCUGGUCAGUGGUUCUUACUUCCUAGUCGCAAUACAGUUAUACACAAAUAAGAAUCUAAGGGAGGAUACGGUAUGGUCAGAAACUAACAGUGGAAUUCUCCCGUGUUUUAUAGUCAGUGGUACAGGGAUCCUUAAUAACGAUGACAGUUUGAAUGCCUUUGAACAAAAUGAUGGAGUAUUUGUAAAUCAAACAUCAUUAACAAAGCAGUAUAUCAUACAAUACUCAUAUAUUUACUCGCGUUUUACUUCAAUAAAUAAUGAA